UCGGUAAAAUAUGUAAAUCUCUCUCGUAAAUUCGGCGAACAAACAAUUCUCCUCGAUUUUCCGAUUCGCAAUCUCUCUGUUUUCGAAUUGGUUCUGCUUCGGGAAGGAGAAGAAGGAAGAUGUUUAACGGGAUGAUGGAUCCGGAGAUGAUCCGGCUCGCUCAAGAUCAGAUGAGCCGCAUGACUCCUGCUGAUUUCGCUAGAAUCCAACAACAGAUGAUGUCGAAUCCAGAUUUGAUGAAAAUGGCAACUGAGAGUAUGAACAGCAUGAGGCCUGAAGAUUUGAGACAAGCUGCUGAACAGCUCAAGCAUACUCGCCCUGAGGAUAUGGCGCAGAUUGGCGAGAAGAUGGCUAAUGCUUCCCCUGAAGAGAUUGCUGCUAUGCGUGUUCAGGCUGAUGCUCAGUUUACCUACCAAAGAAACGCAGCUCAGAUGCUGAAGAAACAGGGUAAUGAGCUUCAUAGUCGCGGAAACUUCAGUGGUGCUGCAGAGAAAUAUUUGCGUGCAAAGAACAAUCUGAAGGACAUUCCAUCUUCUAAAGGUGGAGCUCUUUUGUUGGCUUGUUCUCUCAAUCUGAUGUCAUGUUAUUUGAAGACGAAUCAGCAUGAAGAGUGCAUAAAGGAAGGUUCCGAGGUUUUGGCAUAUGAUGCAACAAACGUCAAAGCCCUAUACAGGAGGGGGCAAGCUUACAGAGACCUGGGACAAUUUGAAGAUGCCGUCUCCGAUCUAAGCAAGGCUCAUGAAGUUUCCCCUGAAGAUGAGACAAUCGCCGAUGUGCUAAGAGAUGCUAAGGAAAGAGUGGCUGUUGAGGGCCCUGGCAAGGCAUCAUCAAGAGGUGUGGUGAUUGAAGAAAUAACUGAAGAAGAUACUGGAGAAAAUAAAAAACGGUCUAAAGAGGUCACUGAGACACAACCAGAAAGCAACACUGGUGGCAAUGCUCGGGGUAUAAAGACGGAUGCUGAUGGAUUGCAAGCUCUUAGAGAUGACCCGGAAGCAAUCAGAACGUUUCAGAACUUCAUUACAAAAACUGACCCCGAUACACUCGCUGCUAUUAGCGGAGGCAAAGCUGGAGACAUGUCACCAGACAUGUUCAAAACCGCCUCUAGCAUGAUAGGCAAAAUGUCUCCUGAAGAGAUUCAAAAAAUGGUCCAAACAGCCUCGUCUUUUAAAGGAGACAACCCUUUCGUCUCUUCGACUUCGCCAUCCGGAGGAAACGGGUUUGCACCCACACCAGACAUGCUUAAACUCGCGUCUGAUAUGAUGAGUAAGAUGUCAACGGAAGAGCGUGAGAGGAUGUUUAACAUGGCGUCGUCUUUGAAAGCAAACGCUCCAGUUUCAACAUCAAACAGGGACGCAGAAGCAACUGUUCCACGGGAAAGUAGUUUUGUAGGUGAGUCUAGUUCUUCGGCUCCAAGAAGCGGUUUGGAACCAAGCGUCGCUUCUGCUCCGCCUGCUGACUUGCAAGAACAGAUGAGAAACCAAAUGAAAGAUCCAGCCAUGCGACAGAUGUUCACGUCUAUGAUUAAGAACAUGAAUCCGGAGAUGAUGGCUAGUAUGAGCGAGCAAUUCGGGAUGAAGCUUUCUCAAGAAGAUGCUGCAAAAGCUCAGGAAGCCAUGGCUUCUCUUACUCCUGAAGCCUUAGAGAAAAUGAUGAGAUGGGCGGACCGGGCUCAAACCGGGAUAGAGAAAGCGAAGAAAGCAAAGAAGUGGUUGCUAGGGAAAGGCGGGUUGAUCUUGGCAAUAUGCAUGCUCAUCUUAGCAGUGAUCCUUCAUCGUCUCGGCUACAUUGGAAGAUAAAGGAAACAACGAAGGUCUCUUGAGACUUCUUCAACCCUUUACGUUAAGAUCAGUCUUUGGUUUUGCUUCGUAGUUUGUACAACAACCGUAACAUCGACCCACGUUUUGUCUCAAUUUCUUCCACCUUCUGUAGUGUUUUUAAAAGAAAAACUUUUAAUGUUAAAAAGAAUAUGCUGUUUUAGUUAAGAUAUUCGCUUAUUUAAUAAA
Molecule: messenger RNA, 2003 nt
Organism: Brassica oleracea var. oleracea
Lineage: Eukaryota; Viridiplantae; Streptophyta; Magnoliopsida; Brassicales; Brassicaceae
Product: outer envelope protein 61-like
Exons: 12
Coding region: 120-1796 (558 amino acids)
Molecular function (GO): protein binding
Source: RefSeq, a predicted model, not a curated record